CUACAUAUUUUGUCAUGCAUAAAUAAUUCUUUGUUUUUAUUUUUUUAGAAUUCAUUAUUUCGAUACAAUAAUACUUCUACCAAAUCUUAUAUUUCUUUUAUUUAUUCUUACUAAAUGGUUUUAUACACGAACAAAAUUAAAUUGUAAUAAACCAUUAUUAUUAAGUGUAUAUUGUUUAAUUCUUACUGUAUCAUUUAUUAAUAUUUUACGAUGUUUAUAUGCUAUGGUUUUUGCCGAUCAAGUAUCUCAUAUCAAAGGCAUUAUAUUAAAAAUACUUUGGUUACUUGUUCGAUUUACACUUUUAUGUACAGAAUUAAGUCUUUUAUUUUUCGGAAUUUAUUCUGGACGUUCCAAUCCAAAUCGACAAUGGAUAAAAACUGCAAAAAUCUUAAUUAUUUCAUCCAUUUGUUCUUUAAUUUAUACAAUAACACAAGGUGUACUUGAAUUCGAAGGUGAUACACGUCCAAGCAGUUUUAAACUAUCGAAUUAUAAUCUUUAUUCAUAUGGUGGAAUGAAAUUUCUUCUUAUAUCAAGCGCAAUUUUUCUUAUUAUGUAUAUAAUUAUCUUCUUUUUACCAUGUUUAUGUCAUAAACAUCGUAAAUAUUUACCAAUUCGUCGAUCGUUUUAUAUCUAUUGUUUUAUCAUGGCAAUUAUAAAUAUGAUUCAAAUAAUUGGAACAAUUUUAAAUUUAACUGAAACUACAAAAUAUGCUAUGUGUAUUGUUGAUGGUACGACAUGUGUAUUUUAUAUUUGUUUUGCUCCAUUUGUUUAUCAUCAAUUUCUACGACGAGCAUUAAGUUCACAAACUCUCAUUCCACAAGUAAUGUAUGCUGAUGCAGCAAUUAACGAUGAUGCUGGCGAAGAUGAUGAUGAUGAUCUUAUCGAUGCUGAGAUUGAAUCAAAUCGUCCUUUAAUUGAUUAUUCAAUCGAUUAUAUUGAAGAUAAUUUAUCUUCAACAACAAUACGAUCAGUCGUAUCAUAA
This is a messenger RNA of Adineta steineri, 982 nucleotides long. The record is from the annotation of a GenBank genome assembly. Lineage: Eukaryota; Metazoa; Rotifera; Eurotatoria; Adinetida; Adinetidae.